UUUCCCUGGGACAGUAUCAGCUGGCAGCUACUUUAGCAGAGAAGUACUGUGACUUUGAUAUCCUGGUGCAAAUGUGUGAGCAGACGGACAACCAGGCCAGAUUGCAACGUUACAUGAGUCAGUUUGCAGAUCAGAACUUUUCAGAUUUCCUGUUUCGCUGGUAUUUAGAAAAAGGAAAGCGAGGAAAGCUGUUAUCUCAGCCUAUUGCUCAGCACGGACAGCUGGCCAGUUUCUUGCAAGCUCAUGAGCAUCUGAGCUGGUUACAUGAAAUCAAUAGUCAGGAUUUGCAAAAGGCUCACAGAACAUUGCAGACUCUAGCAAAUAUGGAAACACGGUAUUUUGCAAAGAAAAAAACACUUCUUGGCUUGAGCAAAUUAGCUGCACUGGCAUCUGACUUCUCAGAAGAUAUCCUGCAAGAGAAAAUAGAAGAAAUAUCAGAACAAGAACGCUUUCUGUUACAUCAGGAGACACUUCCUGAACAAUUACUGGCAGAGAAACAGUUGAACCUCAAUGAUAUGCCAGUGUUGUCUGCAUCUCAGCUCAUUGAUAUGUACAUAUGUGAUGAGAACAGAAGGGCCAAUGAGUAUGACUUCAAGAAAGCACUUGAUCUACUGGAAUAUAUUGAUGAGGAAGAGGAAGUGGAUGUAAAUGAUCUUAAACUUAAAAUUCUUUGUAAGGCUCUCCGGAGAGAUGGAUGGUCCAGUUCAGAUGGUAAAGAUGAUCCAAUUGAAGCAUCCAAAGAUAGUAUAUUUGUGAAAAUAUUACAAAAACUCUUGAAAGAAGGAGUUCAGUUAAGUGAAUAUUUACCGGAGGUGAAGGACUUGCUGCAAGCAAAUGAACUUGGCAACUUGAAAUAUAAUGCUUACUUUGAAUUUGUGUUAAAGGCAAACUAUGAACUCUACGUUCAGGGGCAAGCAUGAUUCUGACUGGUUUUUUAAGUAUUUUUUUUCUACAGAACUGUUAAAUUCAUGUGGUUUUUUUUUUUGGGUUUUUUUUUGCUAAAACUUUGUAAUAAAAUCUAU
This is a messenger RNA of Antrostomus carolinensis (chuck-will's-widow), 1022 nucleotides long. RefSeq names its product nuclear pore complex protein Nup133-like. The annotation marks the transcript as partial. Gene Ontology annotation, molecular function: structural constituent of nuclear pore. Gene Ontology annotation, biological process: poly(A)+ mRNA export from nucleus; transcription-dependent tethering of RNA polymerase II gene DNA at nuclear periphery; protein import into nucleus. The transcript has 8 exons. NCBI's taxonomy places the organism in Eukaryota, Metazoa, Chordata, Aves, Caprimulgiformes, Caprimulgidae. Gene Ontology annotation, cellular component: nuclear pore outer ring. The record is from RefSeq and is a predicted model, not a curated record.